AUGCCGCCGGGCAUGGUGCCCCCUCCAGGCGCCUUCCCGGGCGGGUUCCCGGGCGGGUUCCCGGGCGGGUUCCCAGACAUGGGUGCCACGCUCACACAGCAGAAGGCCUUCGAGUACGAGCAGGAGAAGGCCAACUCGCAGCAGAUGGAGCCAGAAGUGGUCGAGUUAGCGCACCACUUCAACCUCACCGACAGGCACGCUAGGAUGCUCAACGAGCAGUUGAAGAAGCGAAAUAACACUUAUGAGGAUCGAAGACAUAGAUGCCAUGUACGAAAUCCUCAAGGGGGCCAAGAACCCCGAUCUGCUGAUGGUCAGCAUCAGGUGGAUGUCGGAAGGCGUGUUCAGAGGAACAUUGACUCCGAAUAG
This is a messenger RNA of Prorocentrum cordatum, 366 nucleotides long. NCBI's taxonomy places the organism in Eukaryota, Dinophyceae, Prorocentrales, Prorocentraceae. The record is from the annotation of a GenBank genome assembly.